Staurois parvus is the source of this 464-nucleotide messenger RNA. Lineage: Eukaryota; Metazoa; Chordata; Amphibia; Anura; Ranidae. The record is from the annotation of a GenBank genome assembly.
CCUGUACUAUGUCCGCAGUCUCUGGUCAUCUCUUGUACUAUGUCCGCAGUCUCUGGUCAUCUCCUGUACUAUAUCUGAAGUCUCUGGUCAUCUCCUGUACUGUCUGCAGUCUCUGGUCAUCCCCUGUACUAUGUCCACAGUCUCUGGUCAUCUCCUGUACUAUGUCCGCAGUCUCUGGUCAUCUCCUGUACUUUGUCCGCAGUCUCUGGUCAUCUCCUGUACUUUGUCCGCAGUCUCUGGUCAUCUCCUGUACUAUGUCCGCAGUCUCUGGUCAUCUCCUGUACUAUGUCUGCAGUCUCUGGUCAUCUCCUGUACUAUGUCCGCAGUCUCUGGACAUCUCCUGUACUAUGUCCACAGUCUCUGGUCAUCUCCUGUACUAUAUCCGCAGUCUCGGGUCAUCUCCUGUACUAUAUCCGCAGUCUCGGGUCAUCUCCUGUACUAUAUCCACAGUCUCUGGUCAUCUC